AAGGGAAGAUUCCAAAAACACAAGGAAGAGGACAAUCAAAUUGAAUAGCGUAUUUUGUAAGCAUUUCGAGGGUUACGUACCACAAAUCUACAAUUCUUUCUCCUAUAAAUAUAAAAAUUAAAAAUAGGGGAGAGGAAGAGAAAGGUGUGCUGUAUCAAUGGAAGAAGCUAAUAAUAACACAGAAUCUCCCUACAUUUCUUCUAUCUUACCUGGAUGGUUCUCUGAGAUUAGCCCACUUUGGCCUGGGGAAGCACACUCAUUGAAGGUUGAAAAGAUAUUAUUUCAGGGGAAGUCAGAUUACCAAAAUGUCAUGGUUUUUCAGUCAUCAACUUACGGAAAAGUGCUUAGUUUGGAUGGUGUUAUACAACUCACAGAGCGGGAUGAAUGUGCUUACCAAGAAAUGAUCACUCAUCUCCCACUUUGCUCAAUUCCAAACCCCAGAAAGGUGUUGGUUAUUGGAGGAGGUGAUGGUGGUGUCUUGCGUGAGGUGUCUCGGCAUUCUUCUGUUGAACAGAUAGACAUAUGUGAGAUUGACAAGAUGGUAAUUGAUGUCUCUAAACAAUUUUUCCCUAAUGUAGCUAUAGGAUAUGAGGAUCCCCGAGUCAAACUCCAUGUUGGUGAUGGAGUUGCAUUUUUGAAAAAUGUUCCAGAAGGAACUUAUGAUGCAGUUAUAGUGGAUUCCUCUGAUCCCAUAGGUCCAGCACAAGAGUUGUUUGAAAAACCUUUCUUUGAAUCAGUAGCAAGGGCUCUGCGUCGUGGAGGGGUUGUCUGUACUCAGGCUGAGAGCAUAUGGCUUCACAUGCACAUAAUUGAAGAUAUCGUGGCAAACUGCCGCCAGAUCUUCAAAGGCUCUGUCAACUAUGCCUGGACCACAGUUCCUACUUAUCCAAGUGGUGUUAUUGGUUUCAUGGUCUGCUCUACCGAGGGACCUGCGGUUGAUUUCAAGAAUCCAAUUAACCCAAUUGAUGUUGACGAUAGCCACACCAAAACUAGAGGACCCUUGAAGUUCUACAACUCUGAGAUUCACUCUGCAUCGUUCUGUUUGCCUUCUUUUGCAAAGAGGGUAAUUGAAUCCAAAGGAAAAUGAGUCCUUAGUGGAGCAGGAUUUAGCUGUUUUAGAACACUUCAUUUCCCACCCCCCCUAUACAAGAUUAGAACAUCUAGCGUUGGAACUUUUAUGUUUAAUUUGAUACUGCGACUAGGCAGUUGAAUCCAGAGAUGCCUUGCUGAUUUUGUUCUAGUUGUAAUAAUCAUGUUGAGCUCAGUCAUUGAAGAUUUUCUACGGAUUAAUUUCACUUCUUUUCACUCCACUCGCUAUUACAUGAAAAUGUAUCGAGUCCUUUUGGUCAA
Solanum lycopersicum (tomato) is the source of this 1350-nucleotide messenger RNA. Its product is annotated as spermidine synthase 1. Gene Ontology annotation, biological process: polyamine metabolic process. The record is from RefSeq and is a predicted model, not a curated record. Lineage: Eukaryota; Viridiplantae; Streptophyta; Magnoliopsida; Solanales; Solanaceae. Gene Ontology annotation, molecular function: catalytic activity.